Melitaea cinxia (Glanville fritillary) is the source of this 1063-nucleotide messenger RNA. RefSeq names its product nudix hydrolase 8-like. Gene Ontology annotation, molecular function: NADH pyrophosphatase activity; NAD binding; ADP-ribose diphosphatase activity. Lineage: Eukaryota; Metazoa; Arthropoda; Insecta; Lepidoptera; Nymphalidae. The record is from RefSeq and is a predicted model, not a curated record. The transcript is spliced from 4 exons. Bases 1 to 780 code for a protein of 259 amino acids.
AUGCCUUCGGAUACUUUUCAAGGAGUAGUGGACAGAUAUAAUGGUGUUACUGUCGAUACUCAUGAUGAACCAUGUGAAACAAACCAAUUCAUCAAUCGUUUAUUAGCUUCACUUAAAAAAUGGGAAGAUGAAAGUAGAAGAUGUAUUUGGUUUAAGGUUUACAUAUCAGAUGCAGCUUUUGUUCCCAUCUUAGCAAAUGAAGGCUUCAACUUUCACCAUUCAAGAGAUGGAUUUGUUGCCAUGUACAAAUGGUUACCUAGAAAUUGUGAAGCUAAUUUACCCCCAGCGUGUCACACUAAUCUUGGAGUUGGAGGUUUAGUUAUAAAUGACCAUAAUGAAUUACUUGUAGUGGUUGAAAAACAUAAUGAAAUUCCUCAUUGGAAAUUUCCUGGUGGAUAUGUAGAGCGAGGUGAAGAUAUCAAAGAUGCGGCUAUACGAGAGGUAAAAGAAGAAACUGGUAUUGAUGCAAUCUUUGAAUCAAUGAUCACUUUCAGACACAGACACAAUGCUACAUUUGGCAAUUCGGACAUUUAUGUUGUUGUCUUAUUAAAGGCUACAUCAACUGAAAUAGUAAAAUCAGAAUUAGAAAUAAAAGAAUGUAAAUGGAUGACUAUAGAUGAAUAUUUAAACCAUCCAAAUGCAAUUGAAUUUAAUAAAUUUAUAUUAAAACAAGCAUUAGAUUUAAAGAAAAGAGGUAUAUAUUUUGAUUUGAAGAAAAAAGAUGUAACUGUUGGGAAAUUCACAACUUGUAUUACUUCAUUUACUGUAGAAAACAUUUGAAUUUUGUUAUUCUAUUGACAUUUAAGUAGUUAUCUACCUCAAUAGACAUUAUUCUAUGUAUUGAAAAUUAAGUAUAUAUUAUAUGUAUAUAUAAAAUAUAGCACUUAGUGUUUGUUUAAAAUAUGAUUGUGAGUCAAGUAAAACUUAAAUUUAUUACAAAAAGUAUAUUAGUUAAAGUGGCAUUUAAAUAAUGGAAACUAAACUGUGAUUGAUGAUCCAAUUUAUAACUAUUUCCUUGUUGAUUAAAUAAAUCAAAUUCCAAAUAAAUUGUUAUAUAUGAAAA